AUGGACGACGACGACGGGAAGCGGUCGCUCUUCAGUGGUAUGCGCGUGCGGAGUAUGACGCCGACGAAGGCCCCGCGGUCACCCGCACGGAACUUUCGAGACAUGUGGACUGGCGCCCGCAGCGGCGAGGCCAAGCCGCCCAAGGCCAAGCGCCAGUGGUUCUUCGACUCGGAGGCGGCCAAAGAGCCGCUUGAAGCCUCCAUUGUGACCGAGACCGGCGACGACGACGACGAGAACGACGGGUUACGGGGGCAUAGCGCGCAAGCCUUUCAACUCGUCGAGUCGUGGUGCAAGGCCAAUGACGUGGCAUUUCCAAUCGCUGAGAAGAGCAGUCGCCGCGAGAUGCAGAUGGCGCUGGAUCUCAUGCUCGCGUCGAUCGACGAGCAAGACAACCAGCUCUCAAGCGAGAUCCUCGAGCUCGACGCCAAAGUCCAAACCGUCCGACGACCGAGCGCCCGACACGGGCUUCCGUCGCCGUUCCAGAUUCGACUGCCCGAGACUGACACGAGCUCGGUCAGCCACGGAGGCUGUCCGAUCUUGGACACGCUCGUCAUCGUUGGUCCCGACGUUACCGACAUUGCCAUUUGCCCGUCGCUGCUCGAGACGGUCUUUGAGCCGGUCGUGUGCGCCACGUACCCCCGCCCCGCGCAGUUCGAAAGUCUCCAGCACUUUUGCUUUCCUAACGGCAUCCGCGUGCUCUCGGACGCGGACGACGAGAGUUUAGCGCCAUCCUUUUUUCUAUUUGUCUUGUCUGGUGGCGGCGACGUCGGCCAGGACAUGCACUAUGCGAGCUGCCUCGUGCGCUGGCUUCCGCUGCCCAAGGACGUGGCCUUGCAGCCCCACGCAUUGAGCGUCCACGUGCCGAUCGCAUACUGCGUCGUGUCCAAGCUCCCAUGCUGGAGCUUCUACAAGCCGCUCCUGCAGCACCUUCAUGACUUGCACGACGCCGAGCUGGUCGACGCCCCCCAUUUGUGGCAUGACCUUAGCACCGUUGUACCACCCAAGCUCGAACACCUCUUGUCCAGCAAGCUCGGUCAGUUCACGGAGCUUCUGGUGCCACCACCCGGCCAUGUCCUCGACGUUCCGCUCUUCGAGUCGAAUGCGCGCUUGCAUCUCAAGCGCCCCGCGCACCGCCGGAGCCUCGCGCAUUUUGGCCACAAGGAGGAAUGCACGGGGCUGCUCUUGCAGUGGGCGCUGCCGAUCGUGCUGGACUGCGUCUCGAUCGAUACGUUUCUCAUUGCGUGGACGAGUCUUAUGCUUGAAGCCAAAGUUGUCGUGGUCUGCGACGACCUCGAGGUAUUGACGUCGACGGUCCUCGGCCUUGUCUCGCUCCUCUCCCCCCUCACGUGGGCGGGCCCUGUCAUUGCCGUGCUCCCCACGACGCUGCUCGAGUACCUCGAGGCCCCCGUGCCCUUUCUCAUCGGCGUUCAAGAACUCCCGACCCGAUUCCACGAUAUUCCUGGCCUUGUGCGCGUGUACCCACUCGACGACUGUGUGCUCUGGGACGAGCCCGAGACGCUGCCGCAGCACGACAUGCUCGCCGACGAGCUCGGCGCGGUCGUGGGUGUUCACGAGCCAUGGACCGCGAGUGCCGUCGAUAGUUUUGCCCACCAGAUCUACGCCGUCGUCCAGUCGCUCCUAGAGCCGCUCGAACCAACGUCACCACACGCCAUUGCGACCCAGAUCCAGUCGACACAAAUGUACCAGAUAUUGCUCGAGAAGCGCAGUGCGCAUCGCCACUUGCCAGUGCUCCUGGACCCAGUGUCGGAGCCGAACAACAACUACAACCACAGCAAUCACACCACCAACAACCACACCAGCAUCGACAAUCAAGAUGAAGUGCAUUGGAGCGCGUCCCUCGAUGCGUGUACGGCCGGUAUCAUGCAUUUGGCGCUUCACGGGGCGUAUGCACCACCGAGUAUCGAACCCGGACCCUCCAUGUCGGCACUGGACCGCCUGCGCGGGCUCUGCGCGCGGGAGGAGCCCAAGCAUGUGACCGUCGUCAUCAAGAAUGUUGUGGCGCUUCCAUCGCCCAAGCCAAAACCCGUCUCCGUAUCGCAUUCUAUCAACAUCAGCAGCAAUAGCAGUAGCAGUAGCCACAAGGCACCGAUAACGCAGGCGCCCAAGACGCAUCGCUCGGCGUCGCCUAUCAAAGAGCACUUCAAGCCACGCGACAUAGCGCCCAAACCAGACGACCCUGCACCGAUGAAGCGUCGACCAUCGAAGUCAAGCCCGUUCGUCGCUUCAGAAGUGGCCCUCGAGCUAGAAUCCACUCGCGUUGCCGAUGAAGCGUCCUUGCAGCGCGUACCGAGUGUGCGCGAGACCGAGAUCGAGGCGCUCGAGCCGCCUCGGCUCUCGCGAGACGAGUCGAUUCAGCACAUUCAGCGCUGGUGGCGUCGACGCAAACCGUCGGUGCCCACCCCCGUCGCACCCAGCGUGCCAAGGUGCACGCCUGCGCCGGUGAAGCCAUCGCUCUCCCGCCGCUUCUCUGCGCCCCUCGUCUCCACCGGGCACACGCCCUUGUUUUGCACGCCAUUCAACACGCAAAGUGCCAUCGCGCUCCUCCUCGAAGGCGUCGCCGUGCUCAAGUUGAGUCGGCGCCGCCACCACUGGAACAAACGCUGGCUCUUCUGCGACUUCAGCGGUGAACACUUGUUCUGGGAAAAGACCGAGUCCCGGAGCAAGACGACGACAAAAGCUCCGAUGCGCGUGAAUGACAUACUCGAGGUUGCGGUCGGUGCCGAUCGCAAGCCCUCGACGUACCUUCGAACGGUCAACACGCUCUUUGCGACGACGAGCGUGGAGACAGAACUGCUCGUGUCCCCCACGGGCGAGCGACUGCCGCCCGACGACCUCUGCAUCACGCUGCACACAACGCUGGACGACAGUGCGCUCGUGUUCAAAUUCGAGUCGAAAGAGGUGUACGAUCGCGUGUUGGUCGGCCUCCAGGCCCUCUACAAGCAGCAACACAGUGCACCGCCACGCGACCACGAUAUUACGACAAGCAGCGAUCGGUUCUCGACGCGGUCGUCAGAGCCGAUCGACGACGAGCGUGCGACACUCGAGCGCUUUCUUCUCGACCUGAAACGCGGGUUCUGCAUCAAAAAGCACGGACGCCAAGGCGCACCGCACACUCGUAUGCUGCGCUGCGACGCCGAGGUCAAGAUCGUGUCGUGCAUCGAGAUGGAGGGUUCGUCGCCAAUGAAACCGCACCCCUGGCGCAGCCGCAAAGACAAGACGAAGAAGACGAUUCUUCCUAUCGACACCAUCUCGGAUGUUCAUCUAAAGGACGGACAUAGCCCGCUGCGAAACCUCUUGUACGGCCGCGUCGAGUGCAUCGCGAUCGUGAGCUCGGUCAAGACUCUCGUCGUUAGCACUGAGAGUAGCGCCGACCUCGCACGGCUCCUCGACGGCUUCCAGCUCCUCAUCAAAUACUACGGCACGCACACUGUCGGUACCAACACCGGGACCAAAGCCAGCGUCUAA
Saprolegnia diclina VS20 is the source of this 3486-nucleotide messenger RNA. RefSeq lists its product as hypothetical. The record is from RefSeq and is a predicted model, not a curated record. Bases 1 to 3486 code for a protein of 1161 amino acids. NCBI's taxonomy places the organism in Eukaryota, Oomycota, Saprolegniomycetes, Saprolegniales, Saprolegniaceae. The transcript has 9 exons.